UAAAAGAUGGAUGAGUUUAUGGAAUCAGUGCGCAUAUUUUUCAAUGGUGGAGAUCAUAUUCCCUGGUGCAAUUCAGAUGUUGUUGCCGGUUGUGAGAAAGAGGUUGUAGAAUCUUCAGAAGAACAAAAGGCAGAGAGUAUAAUGCGGUUUUCUUGGGCUUUGGUUCAUUCUAGACAGACAGACGAUGUGCAGCGUGGGAUUGCUAUGCUUGAAACUUCCUUAACCAAUACCGAUAGUCCGCUCCAAAAUAGAGAGAAAAUGUAUCUUCUAGCAGUUGGAUACUAUAGAAGUGGUGAAUUUGCAAAGAGUAGGCAACUUGUAGAACAAUGUUUAGAGAUUGCGCCAGAUUGGAGGCAAGCUUUGUUCCUUAAGAAGACAAUCGAAGAUCGAAUUACAAAGGAUGGUGCCAUUGGAAUCGGCAUUACAGCCACUGUUGUAGGACUCGUAGCGGGUGGACUAGCCGCAGCCUUGUCUCGUAAAAAUUAG
Molecule: messenger RNA, 486 nt
Organism: Daucus carota subsp. sativus
Lineage: Eukaryota; Viridiplantae; Streptophyta; Magnoliopsida; Apiales; Apiaceae
Product: mitochondrial fission 1 protein A
Exons: 5
Coding region: 7-486 (159 amino acids)
Biological process (GO): mitochondrial fission; peroxisome fission; autophagy of mitochondrion
Cellular component (GO): peroxisomal membrane; mitochondrial outer membrane
Molecular function (GO): protein binding
Source: RefSeq, a predicted model, not a curated record